AUGGCCAAGCCAGUCGUCUCCGAGCGAGUGCGAUUGACUCAGAUUCUCGCACUUGGUGGGUACGGUGUCUCGUGUUUCUUCUGCCUUCUCUUGCUGCUGUAUCUGCGCAUGAAUCGUCACGUGGCUUUCAAAGGCGAUGCCCAAGCUGCACGCAAAGUGAUUUUACCAGCAUUUGAACCUCUUCUGUGGAUCUUUGCUGCCACCACUGGGGCCUUUGCCAGCUUUUUCUGCGUCACGCUCCAGACUUCUAUCUACACGACACACUUUCCGAGCUUUCAUGGGGAAGUCAUUUACGCCGGUCGACAGUUUGUCCUCGUCCUCGCACUUGUCUUUCUGUGUCAGAAAAGCGUCUCGGUGCCAGCUCUGCGACGUGCAGUGGUCAUCUCGCUGUUUCUCGCUUGUUACACGAUCCCGAUUGUCUGUUGUCUAUCACACUUUGUAUCGCAAGACACGGCACUGUACUUCGCAAUCAGAACUGUGGUGCGCCUCCUGCUGCUGAUAUUCGUCAUCAAUGUGUGCUUCAUCCAUCCACCAGCAUGUCGGGCAAGCCCGUCAACUCUGCGCGUCUACGGCAGUUACACAAUCGCGUUCCACACGCUCAACACCUCGAAUACGUUGCUCCGUAAUUUCGCUCCGACAUCCAGCAUCUUUGCAACCACGACGUACGUCAUGAUAAGCUGCGGCUCGUUAGCUCCCUUUUUCGUGUGGACGUUGCUACGUGCAGACACGGAAUAUUGGCGGGGAGUGGGCCAACGUGCGUGUGCUUUGCAACAAAUUGGUUGCCAGCAGGGAGCCUACGGUCAGAACCCGCAACUUGACGAGUGGAUCUCGUCGAACGGGAUCCACCUCCUCAUUGAACUGCACAGGAAGGUGGUGAUUGACUUUGCUCACCUGGAGCUUUUUCGGCAGAUUGGCGUCGGGUCGAGUGCAACGGUGUUCCGUGGCCAACUCCAGCAGCAAUGUCAAGUUGCUGUGAAAGUGUACACGCCGUAUCGGUUCACUGAAGAAGUUGUGGCCGAGUUCUCGCACGAAGCAGCUCUUUGUGCGUCGCUGUUGCAUCCGAACAUUGUCAAGUUCUACGGGAUGUGCGUGUGCCCUCCGACAAUUUGCUUGGUCUUUGAGCUCUGUCAAGGGUCAUUGGAAGACGUCUUGACCGCUCAUGACAAGGUGCAAAGUCAUCACAGCUUAGCACCUCGUCGUCAACUUGAUCUUGAUGGCAAACUCCAAGAGGUCGAUAUCCUUGACUCUCGACAGAUACUUCUCAAGGUAGCGUACAUGCUCGACUGUGCACGUGCUGUCGCUUACGUCCACAGCUUUUCACCACCCUUUCUACAUCGUGAUAUCAAGCCUGCCAACUUUCUCGUAGAUAACGACAAUAACGUCAAGCUCACGGACUUCGGUGACUCGCGACGGCUGGCAGAAAAUGUACCGAAGCCUGGUAAAGGGAUCGAUGCCAACAAGAUGGACACCGUAGAGACUUCAACUGGAACGACUGACACUUGUAGUCUCGAUAUUCGUGCCCAAGCUCCUCCGCAGAUCAAGAUGACAGUCACGGGUACUGUGAAUUACAUGGCUCCAGAGAUGAUUGACGGUCGGACAGGUCUAGCAAGCUACGGCGAAUCAGCUGAUGUCUACUCACUGGGCAUCACGUUCUGGGAUAUCCUGUACCCGGGCUGCGAGAAAUAUGGCGCGACGAAUCCGAUGGUAGUGUUUGAAGGCGUGCUCAAUGGUUGGCGUCCACCAUUUGAUGACACAGAUCCAGCAACCUCCGACGAGGCUUUCCCAGCAAAACUUCGAGAUGUCAUCACAAGCGCGUGGCAGAGUGACCCGAUGGCACGCCCGAGCAUGCCACAGAUUGUUCACAAGCUGGAGGGCAUCCAAGAGGAGUUGCUAGCAGUGUUCGCUCAGGAUCUGAGUGAUGAAGUUGAGCGAUCCAGCACGGAAGACCAUGUCAGUAAAACUCAGAUGUGCAUCACUGGUGACCAACUAGUUGAGCGAAUGAAGGACUUGACAGUCAUCGAUUCACGCAGCGAGGGUGUGCGGCUUGGUCGUGCACUCAUGGGUGCGGGAUUCUUGCAUCAUCUUGACCACGAACGGGGUUUCUUGGACAGCAAGGAUGUGUAUUUCUUCGAUGAUGGCAACAUCGAUUUCUGUCAGCCGCUGGCUAUGCUCGAAAAAGGCACAGGAGGCACCGAGUCUAACGACGAAUCUUCUUCGGUGUCAGCAGACCAGGACGAGUUCCAGCGAAAGUCGAAUCGAUCUAGGCUGUUUUCACAAUUGGCGUCUACAUUUUCGCCACACAAUUCAUCGGGCACUUUUUCCCGUGGCGCUGAGGCAGUAACGACAGAAACUUGUGCCUGUCGCUCACGUGGCCAGAGACUCCAUGUGCCGAUGGACAUUACAAACGAUCGCCAAAAUGUCCGGAGCCGACAACACCAUCGGUUGUGGCGUAGAAAUCCACGACGAUUACAGACUAGAAACCAAGUAGGUAGCAGCAGCAACAGAGGUAAUCGAAGCCACGGCAGCAGUCUGCUCUCAGCAAAGAGGUGGAGACGGAAGAUGAAGCUCGAGAAUAUGAAGUCCUUGAUGCACAAACUGCUCGACGGAGAGCAAGAUCACACGAUUGAUGUUGUUGAAGAGUGA
Peronospora matthiolae is the source of this 2643-nucleotide messenger RNA. The record is from the annotation of a GenBank genome assembly. NCBI's taxonomy places the organism in Eukaryota, Oomycota, Peronosporomycetes, Peronosporales, Peronosporaceae.